Molecule: messenger RNA, 1151 nt
Organism: Xiphophorus hellerii (green swordtail)
Lineage: Eukaryota; Metazoa; Chordata; Actinopteri; Cyprinodontiformes; Poeciliidae
Gene: myf5
Product: myogenic factor 5
Exons: 3
Coding region: 98-820 (240 amino acids)
Biological process (GO): regulation of transcription by RNA polymerase II; positive regulation of myoblast differentiation; positive regulation of skeletal muscle fiber development
Molecular function (GO): protein dimerization activity; DNA-binding transcription factor activity, RNA polymerase II-specific; RNA polymerase II cis-regulatory region sequence-specific DNA binding
Source: RefSeq, a predicted model, not a curated record
GGCAACAGACCCCUCAUAUCACUCAGAGGUCUCCUCUCUUUCACCCAGCAACUUUAUCCUCCUUCUUUCUAUCCUGACGCCUUUUCUCUACCAAGCCAUGGAUGUCUUCUCUCCAUCCCAGCUCUACUACGACAGAGCUUGUGCUUCCUCUCCAGACAGCCUGGAGUUUGGCACCAGCAUGGAGCUCACAGGCUCCGAGGAGGACGAGCACGUCCGAGUGCCCGGUGCCCCUCACCAGCCUGGACACUGCCUCCAGUGGGCCUGCAAGGCCUGCAAACGCAAAUCCAGCUUUGUGGACCGCCGGCGGGCCGCCACCAUGCGGGAGCGCCGACGGCUGAAGAAAGUGAACCAUGCUUUUGAGGCUUUGAGGCGCUGCACCUCGGCCAACCCCAGCCAGCGCCUGCCCAAGGUGGAGAUCCUGCGCAACGCCAUCCAGUACAUUGAGAGCCUGCAGGAACUGCUGCGGGAGCAGGUGGAGAGCUUUUACGGCCUACCUGGAGAGAGCAGCUCCGAGCCAGGCAGCCCAUUGUCCAGCUGCUCUGACAGUAUGGCUGGAAGCAACAGUCCAGUGUGGCAACACCUGAAUGCAAACUACCGUAAUGGCUUUUCAUUUGCAAAGAAUGACGGUUUGGAUGACAAAGCCCUUGGCGCCUCCAGUUUGGAGUGUCUGUCUAGCAUCGUGGACCGCCUGUCUUCGGCAGAGUCUGGCUGUGGACCGGCCUCUCUGAGGGACCUGCCCACCUUCUCCCCCGGCAGCUCCGAGUCCCAGCCCAGUACGCCGGAGAGCCCGGGCUCCAGGCCCGUCUACCAUGUCCUGUGAAAGAAAACCCAUGCUUUGAUGUGGAUAGAUUGCUGCGGGGGCACGACGGUUUCUUCAGACACCAGCUGCUCUUGCAACAAAAUGAUAGUAAGAAGAAGUUUUUGUGCAAAGCGAAUAAGGACAGCAAAGUCUGAGGAGCCUUGGCAAAUAUCUUUCAUUCUUUGAAUGAUAUUUUGUAAAUAUGUAAUAUAACGCCAAUUUAUUCUACAUGAGCUUUUAUACCCAAUGUGACAUAUUUAAUGUAAUGCAUUACUCAGUUUUAAAAUAUUUAAAAUGUUAUGUUUUUUUCAGUCCAUGUUGUUGUGUUUAUUAAACUUUAUGUUUUAACGUU